UUAAAUAAUAUGCGUCACGUGAUCAUCACCCGCGCUUCUAUUGGUCAGUUUCAGUCUAGUGUUUAUUUCCGGAAGUAAGUUAUUCUCAGUGGUGUCAUAAUUUCCAUCAGGUUUAUCACAUCUUUGUGAUUCCACGCUGUGAUCAAAGGUGUGUCCGCAGCUACAGAAUGGCACAUUGGUUUCAUAGAAACCCACUGAAGGCUACUGCGCCCGUCUCUUUCAACUACUACGGAGUAGCAGGGAGUCCAGCUGCCAAUAAAAUAUGCAAUGAUCUGAGGACCACCAGGGCCAGACUGCUGGACAUGUUUACUGACAUCACCUGCACCCCCGACAUCAUGAAAAAUGCCACUGAUGCGUACUUCUCACUCCUGCAAGGCUUUAUCACGUCUCUGGAUGGUAGCUCACAGGACAACAAGAUGCGGUACAUCCAGAACUUUAAAUGGACCGACACCUUACAAGGAAACACACCAAGUGCUCAGCAGGACAUGGUGUUUGAACUGGUCUCCAUGGCUUUCAAUGUUGCCCUCUGGUACACCAAGUUUGCUUCCAGACUAGCAGGAAAGGAAAAUAUUACAGAGCCUGAAGCCAAAGAUGUGCACCGGAGCCUGAAGGUGGCAGCUGGAAUUUUCAUAAAUCUCAAGGAGCUGCACAUCCCUCGUCUCAUCACUCCAGCAGAGAAGGGCAGAGACCUGGAGCCUAGAGUUAUGGAUGCCUAUAUUAUCCAGUGCCAGGCAGAAGCACAGGAAGUGACAAUUGCCAGAGCCAUUGAGUUGAAACACAAGGCGACACUUAUUGCAGCAUUGGCUUAUGAGACAGCCAACUUCUAUCAAAAAGCUGAUCACACACUGAACACUCUGGAGCCUGAAUGUAGCAGCAAAUGGAGGAAGUACCUACAGCUCAAGCAGCAUUUCUACAUGGCCUAUGCUUACUGCUAUCAUGGACAGACACUCUUGGCUGGUGACAAAUGUGGUGAGGCCAUUCGAUCCCUGCAGGAAGCAGAGAAAUGUUAUGCUCGGGCUGAAUCUCUGUGUAAAGAGUACCGUCAGACCAAAGGCCCUGGGACCACGGCUAAACCCUCUGAACAGCUGUUCUUCAUCAAACUGGGAGGAGUCAUCAAGAACACUCUGGAGAAGUGUCAAAGAGAGAAUGGAUUCAUAUACUUCCACAAGGUGCCAGCAGAGCCCCCCACGCUGGAGCUGAAGGCCAGUUAUGGUUUGGCUGAGCCUGUUCCCUUUGAGCUGCCCCCUCUGAGCGAACAGUGCACUCCAGAGGUCUACGCCACGUUCGACCUGACGAGAGGCGCCAAGAACGACAAGGCCAAACCUAAAGACGAGGAGGUGAAGCCUGUGAAGGAGCCGGACCUCAAGCCCCAGAAGGACACAGGCUGUUCCAUCUCCUAAAUAUCCUCCCCUCUCUCCCCCUCCUCCGGCCCUCUCUCUCUCACCUGUGUGUACCACUACAGUCACGCCAGCCAUCUUCCUAUUUAUAAACCACAGGAACAUGAGCUUUGGCCACAUAUUCUGUUCUUACUCAUGUAUUUGAUCAAAACUAGUAUAAUAUGCUCUAAUUCAAAUUAAGUGACCACAAAACAAGGAUGUAACAAGGCUUUGUUAAUUUAAUAUAACAAAAUUAAAUACAUAUUACUUUGAUAUGGGUAAGCCUUAAGUAUUGAAAUAACAGUGCCUUGGUCUUUUUGGCCUUUCAUUUGGCACUAGCACACAACUAAAAAAUUAAGAAGUCUAUUGUCAAUUUAAAGGUGCACUAUGUAACUUUUUGAUAGAGGGUCCAUCACCUGCAUGUUUCUAUGGAUUCUAUGUCAAUACUCUGCCUGGAAUGUUCCACAGCAUGACAUUAAACAACUCUACCUUAUAUUUAUUGAAUUACAAAUGUCAUUAUAACUCAAAAAUACCUAGAAAACCAGGCAUUCUGACUAUUAGUGGGAGUUUCCUCUCCACAGUUCUGACUUGUAACUUGGUCUGGUUUGGUCUCCAUGAUGACAGAAGGAGGUUUAAUGCCAUACUGUGAAAUAUUCCAGACAAAGCAAUAACAUCUCCAUGGAGAAAAGCAUUUCAUCGGACCCUCCAUCAGAAAUGUUACACAAUGCACCAUUAACAAAAUAACACCAUAACCAUGUGUUUAUUUAGUAUUUUAGAUAUGAAAACACUAUAUAAUGUAUCUAUAUAGGAGUAAGAUUAGUCUAAACCAGUGUAUUUUUGGUGGUAAGACUGAAAGUUUACUAUUGUUAAUUAAAUCUCAAAGAUGUAAAGCAGCAGUGACAGUUCUAGCUGUAGCAGUUUACAAUUAUUGCAACUAUUCCACUCCACAUGUAUGUAGUUAUGGCCCUGUUUCAACAAGAAGGACCAAAAACUCAAAGCACUUGGCCUAAUGAUACUUUGCAGUGAUGGGUGUAUUUCUACUCAUUUGCUGUAGUUCCAACUAAAUUAGCAGUUUCUGGUCUUUGAGUUAACUUCACACCCUCAGGAAAUGUUGAAGAUAUCAGCUGUGUCAAGUGUCAAUAUUGACUAAAAUUGGACUUGCAUAUAUUUUUUUGUUCAGCACAUUAUAAGCAAAGAUCAUUAUCUAAUGAUUGAAAUGAAGUAAAUUAGUAUAUACAGGAAUAUUACUCAACUAAAGCUUGAGUUGAAAUUCUGAGUUUGUUGAGCCCACUUGGUAAAACAGGGCAAAUGUGCAGAAUUGUUUUGUAUAUAAUAUAAUGUCACUGGUUUCACUUAUAUUCAUUUAAAACAAAAAUAGUAAUCUUUAGCUUGUUUUUUUUUAAUUUAUUUUCUAAUUGUUUUACCUAUCUUUACAUAUUCUUGUAAUUACAUUUCUUAAUCAUGAUUUUUACAUGGCCUAUUUUACUCUUUUACACACCUUCAUCCAAAAUCCCUUGCAGAACUCUUACCAUAAGUAUGUACUGUACAUAAAAGCAAUUGGAACACAAACAUUCAAAGGGAGGACUUAAAAAUAUCCAAGCUGCAUGUCUCCAAAUUAUAAGACUAAUUGCUGGAAGCUUGUAUAAACUGUAUGAUAUGCAUUGAUUUCUGUCAUUGUUCGUUAAUCCUAAACACAUUUGAACCCACUGUAACGCCUUUGCACUUUAAACUGGUCUGCAUUAUAGAGACUGUAGUGAGGAUCUGCUAAAUAUUUACUCAAAUAUCAUUUCUCUCAUUAUAAAAUGUGGCAAUCAGCGUUUUCCUUUGAAUGCUUCUCCCCACGUUUUUGAAUGAUCUGUGUACAUUGUCUUACAUUAUUCAUCUAUUAACGUCCUUCUUGUAAGAUUGAUUUUUGAAGGUAUUAAAUCCAGUGUAAAACUAAAA
Molecule: messenger RNA, 3320 nt
Organism: Boleophthalmus pectinirostris (great blue-spotted mudskipper)
Lineage: Eukaryota; Metazoa; Chordata; Actinopteri; Gobiiformes; Gobiidae
Gene: brox
Product: BRO1 domain and CAAX motif containing
Exons: 13
Coding region: 168-1400 (410 amino acids)
Source: RefSeq, a predicted model, not a curated record